Penicillium antarcticum is the source of this 1059-nucleotide messenger RNA. Its product is annotated as carbon-nitrogen hydrolase family protein. The annotation marks the transcript as partial. The transcript has 5 exons. Gene Ontology annotation, molecular function: cyanide hydratase activity. NCBI's taxonomy places the organism in Eukaryota, Fungi, Ascomycota, Eurotiomycetes, Eurotiales, Aspergillaceae. The record is from RefSeq and is a predicted model, not a curated record. Gene Ontology annotation, biological process: cyanide catabolic process.
AUGGUUCCCGCUCUCCAAAAGUACAAGGCCGCAGCCGUCAACGCUGAGCCUGGCUGGUUCGACCUUCAGGAGUCUGUUCGCCGCACCAUCCACUGGAUCAACGAAGCCGGCGAGAAUGGCUGCAAACUGAUUGCUUUCCCUGAGCUUUGGAUUCCUGGAUAUCCUUACUGGGCCUGGAAGGUCAACUACCAGGAGAGCCUUCCCCUGCUCAAGAAGUACCGUGAGAACAGUCUCCCCUCUGACUCUCAGGAGAUGCGCCGCAUCCGCGAGGCCGCCAAGAACAACAAGAUCUGGGUGUCCCUCGGCUACUCCGAGGUCGAUCUCGCCAGUCUGUACACCACCCAGAUUAUGAUCAACCCAGCCGGCGACGUCGUCAACCACCGCCGCAAGAUCAAGGCCACCCACGUCGAGCGCCUCGUCUUCGGUGACGGUACCGGCGACACCACCGAGUCCGUCAUGGACACCGAAAUUGGCCGCAUCGGCCACCUCAACUGCUGGGAGAACAUGAACCCCUUCCUGAAGGCCCACGCCGCCUCCCGCGGCGAGCAGGUUCACAUCGCUGCUUGGCCCUUGUACCCCGGCAAGGAGACUCUCAAGUACCCCGACCCCUACACCAACGUGGCCGAGGCAAACGCAGAUCUCGUUACUCCUGCCUACGCUAUAGAGACUGGCUCUUUCACUCUUGCUCCCUGGCAGACUAUCACCGCUGAGGGUAUCAAGGUCAACACCCCUCCCGGAAAGGAGCUCGAGGAUCCCCGUAUCUACAAUGGAAACGGUCGUAUCUAUGGUCCUGAUGGUCAGAACCUUGUUCCUCACCCGGACAAGGAUUUCCAGGGUCUUCUCUAUGUUGACAUUGACCUCGAUGAGAUCCACCUGACCAAGUCUCUCGCUGACUUCGGUGGUCACUACAUGCGCCCCGACCUGAUCCGCCUCCUUGUUGACACCAACCGCAAGGACCUAAUCGUCCAGGAGGACCGCACCAACGGCGGUGUCAUCUACACCCGCACCAUUGACCGUGUUGGACUUUCUACUCCUCUGGACGGCGCUUCAGAAUCUCAA